Molecule: messenger RNA, 778 nt
Organism: Rana temporaria (common frog)
Lineage: Eukaryota; Metazoa; Chordata; Amphibia; Anura; Ranidae
Product: vitelline membrane outer layer protein 1-like
Exons: 3
Coding region: 91-657 (188 amino acids)
Source: RefSeq, a predicted model, not a curated record
CCAAUGUCCUUUGGCUGACAUUGCAUCGGUGCUAUAAAAUUGGGACCUCUGUAGACUAGUCCCAGAAUAUCUGGUCUACUCUGAGGAUCCAUGGUGAGGAAGAUGCUUCUAAGCUGGAUUGUCGCCUUGACUCUCCUCCACGCCACGCUGACCCAUGGCCAAGAAAUUUCUGUAAACAACGGUGGUGGUUGGGGUGACUGGGGAUGGAUGGAUACCUGCCCAUCUGGAACAGUAGCAACAGGCUUUGAAUUGAAGGUGGAGAAACCUCAAGGAAAUGGAGAUGAUACGGCGCUAAAUGCGAUCAAACUGUUAUGUACAAGACCUGGAGACAGAUACGUUCAAGCACAAAUAAUGUCGAAGCAAGGAGGAUGGGGAAAUUGGAAUGGUUAUCAGUGGUGUCCCUCUGGAUAUCUCAUCAGUUUUGCUCUGCAAGUUGAGGGGUCCCAGGGCGAUGGUGACGAUACUGCAGCCAACAAUAUCAUGUUCCAGUGCUCUGAUAAUAAUAUCCUGACAGGUUAUGGUGGAGGCUGGGGAACAUUUGGAUCUUGGAGUGGUAAAUGCCACUCUGGAAUUUGUGGCAUCAGAACCAAAGUGGAGCGUGACCAAGGAAAAGGAGAUGACACGGCCAUGAAUGAUGUCGUUUUCAGAUGUUGUUAAAAUCAGGAUCACAAUUAUAAAAAAAAAGAAGAAUAUGAAUAUUUGCUUGAAAUAAAAUGAUUCAUGCUAUUGUUUAAAAAAAUAAUAAUACUUUAAUAAAGAAAUCAGAUGAGAUGUUGAA